AUGUCAUUGGAUAGUCUGAAUUACAAUCCGAUCGAGGACAUAACAACUAUACUCGCGUCUCAAGGUUCUUUAGAUGAUAUAGAUGAACUACUUUUACGAACUAGAAAUGUUAAGCUCCAAUUACAGGAGGACAUUGAAAAUAACAUUCGGCAAUCGAAAAUAGCACCGAUCAGUAAUCCUGACGGUGGUUCAGUCGUGGAUGAUGUGUUCCAGGACUUCCAAGAAACACAAAAUACAGCUUCUAAAAUCUAUUCAACUAUAUCGGAACUAACUGAUGGUAUUUCGCAUUUAGACAAUGCUAAGAAGAAUAUAACACAAUCACUGACUAUAUUUCAGAACCUUAAAAUAUUGGUUGAUAGUUAUACGCAAUGUAUAUUGCUAACAGAGUCUAAUUCAUUUGUGGAGAUGGUAUCUCCCUAUAGAAUUAUGUGCUCCUUAUCUGAAUCAACUUUCAUGUCGUAUAAAUCUGUCACGGAAAUAAAUAUUCUUUUAUCAUCUAUUUCACGAUUGAAGUCGGAUAUAUUAAAUAAGAUCAAAAAGAUCUUCAACGAAUUAUUAAGUGGUAAAAUCCCUGGAAAUGAAAAGCUUGAAGUCCAGCUUAGAGAUGGUGCUUGUGAAUUAUUGGAUUCGAAUAAUAGCGCUAAGUUACAAAUAAUAGACUGGUGUCUUAGCAAACUUCUUUAUGAGAUAAAAGAAAUCUUUCAACUAGACGAUGAAGCAGGCUCCCUGGAAAAUCUAUCUCGUAGAUACAUGUUCUUUAAGAAAAUAUUGAACAACUUCAAUUCUAAAUAUGCGGCCUAUUUUCCACCCUCAUGGGGUAUACCACUAGCUUUAGCCUCUCAGUUUUAUGAAAUAACUAAAGAGGACCUGGAUACCUUAUUAAGAAGAGAACUACAGGGAAAGACACCAUCAAUUGACUUAUUUAUGGGAUCAUUACAAGUGACUUUAGACUUUGAAAAAUAUAUUGAUGUGAGAUUUUCUAAUAAGUGUAAAGCAGAAAAGUUAAGUGCGGCAUUUGAACCUUAUUUAUCACUUUGGGUAUCUCAUCAAGAUGGUAUGAUGCAGAAAAAAUUUCUCACUUAUAUGAGUGAGAGUAAGGUUCCUGAAAAUAUACAGGAUUCGCUUGUGGUGCCAUCAAGUGCUGAUCUCUUUAGAACUUAUAGAUCUAUUUUGAGUCAAACAUUGGAACUGAUAGGUGAAGGUAGUAGUGAUGGUAUCCUGACAUCUCUAGCAAAUUUUUUCUCAAAAUGGCUAAUUGACUAUUCUAGUAGAGUCUUACGCCCAUUGCUAUUGCCAGACAACCUAGAAAUAGAGGACAAACAUGAAACUACUAAAUAUACAGUACUGCUCGUAAAUACUUGUGAUUAUUGUUCGACAACAAUUUCACAACUGGAGGAAAAAUUAGCUCAACUAAGUUCUACUCCGUCAAAUAUCUCCACUAUAUUUUUAAAAACAAAGGACAUAUAUGAUGAACUUUUGGCAAAAGGGAACAAUCUAUUAUUGAAGAGGGUUAUACCAUUGGAUUUAGCAUUUGUUUGGAAAGAAUUUGAUAGUACCGAUUGGGCUCAUAUUGCAGUUGAGGAUUAUAGCAGAUACAUUACUACCUUAAAGAAAGUACUAACAUUUUCAUCUUUUCCAAAUGACAAUAAUAAGAGUCAAUCAAAGUCAUCAUUGGAGGAUAUUAUGCACCUCCUAAGUCGAGAUGUGUUCAAAUGGAACUUCUUUGAUAAAGUAAUAGAUUUGGUGACGUCUAAUUAUGUUGAUUGUAUAACUCGUUUGUUACAACCUUUGCCACCUUUUGCAACAAAUAGUAGUCGUAGGAUUUUGAAACCAAAAAAAGUUAUAGAGAUUGGGGAACAGCUACUCCUAGAUAUACAAUUGCUAAAGGACAUACUGAAUUCAAUUCUAGAAAGUGUCAAGACUGGGUCUGUGACCUCUCAGGGUACGCCGUUUAAAAGACUACGUAGACAUGUUGAAACAAAUGUUGAUUUGUUACUACACUUUGCUAAGUUACUUGUGCUUCCGUUAGAUAAUCCGGAAGCCUACCAGGAGUCUUACUGUAGAUUAACUGAUGAUAAUAGAGAUAUAACCGUAUGGGCAUUCAUUAUGACCUUAAAGGGUAUAAAAUGGGACCUAGAGCAAUGGAAGGGCCUAUGGAGUUUCUUCAAAGCAAGUAUCAAGGAUAGCAGCGAUUCUCAACUUGAGAGAAAUUUAUUUGUGUUCAAGUGGGAUAAUAGACAUAUACUACGUUUUGAAAAUAAUUUGGCUAGAAUCCAAGAUCCUGCAUGGGCAACUUUUGUAAAAGAUGAACUUUGUAUAAUGCCUAUUAAACUAAGUGGUGUGGCCAAAUAA
This is a messenger RNA of Maudiozyma saulgeensis, 2352 nucleotides long. NCBI's taxonomy places the organism in Eukaryota, Fungi, Ascomycota, Saccharomycetes, Saccharomycetales, Saccharomycetaceae. The record is from the annotation of a GenBank genome assembly.